Messenger RNA from Symbiodinium natans, 1470 nucleotides. NCBI's taxonomy places the organism in Eukaryota, Dinophyceae, Suessiales, Symbiodiniaceae. The record is from the annotation of a GenBank genome assembly.
AUGGGCCGCCACACAUGGGACUUGCGCCCCUCGCCGACGUCGCAGAGCUUGCAGAGCGCGCAGAGCUCGCGGAGCGCGCAGAGCGCGCAGAGCUCAGCUCAGGAAGCUCAGCAGAUUGUGAACUUGACGGAGCUGCUCGUAAGCAGAAUCUCCGACUUCGAGGCGGCCCGGCCGAAUAUCCUGCGAGCCGUGCCGUGCUGCGAGGUGCUGCGAAGUCUUGGAGGGGCGCUGCGAGGGAUCCGACCGAGAAGGAAUCCGAGUUUCACCACCGCAACGAUCAUGGAGUUCUGGUCCCACUCUUGGCAUGGAGGAGUUUGGAUCAAGGUUCUCACAAUGUUCAUGCUAAAAAAUGGGCCCAUGGCAGUUUGCUUCGGGUGGCUUGGGGCUUUGCUGAUGGCAGCUCUCUUUGCGACAGGCAUGUUGCCGAGCUAUGAGCGUGUACCCUUCUUGCAGACGGGAGCAAGGAUGUACCCGUUCGGGCCCUGGUCGUUGUGCACUGCGACCUUGGUUGCCACCUUUACCCUGAGAUGCUGGAGACGGAAGACCUCGGUCUUCCUUGACGUUCUCUGUAUUGAUCAGGACGAUGCACGACUGAAGACCGAAGCACUCCUCAGCAUAGGGGCAUUUCUCAAGAAGUCUCAGUCCCUCCAUGUUUUCUGGGACGAGACGUGGGUACGACGCCUCUGGUGCGUGUUUGAGCUCGCAGCUUUCAUUAAGAGCCAUGGAAAAGAGGACGUGGCUGCGAACUUGGUCAUCAGGCCAACUCUCCUCGGGACUUGCUCGGUCUCCAUUUUUGGCGGUUGCUUUGUGACAUCGCUGGCUUUCCUCUGCGUCCCUUUCGACGACUUUGAGCUGGGAUAUGUGCUUUUUGCCGUGGGUGCAUUCCUGGGAUCAUACUACGCCAUUUCGUCGAUGCGGCGUUUCUAUGCAUCCGUUGAGAUUUUGCUGCAGCAGCUCGCGGGCUUCCGUCUGGAGCAAGCCUUAUCGCACUGCUGUACGACAGGCCACAGGAACAGUGAUGGAGAGGUGGUUAUGUGCGACCGUGAGAUCAUCCAACUCUGCAUAAGCAAAUGGUUUGGAUCCGUGGAGCAGUUUGAAGCGUCGGUCAGAUCCGACCUGUCGGGAGCUCUUUCUGAUCAGCUCGGGAACGGCUCGUUUUCAUACCUUUGGCUGAUUCUUGUGACCAGCCCUAUUCAAUGGUCGCAUCUGGAUAUGGUCGCAGCCAGACUGAGUGCGGACGACUGGUCGGGGGCUGCUGUGACGGCGACAAUCAACUUGACCUACGCCUGCUGGGCCUUUCCCUCGAUUUGCCGGUUUGCAAUGCUCCUUGCCUGUCGGGCCCGGCAUCCUUGUUCGGGCUUUGUCGCUGAUCAGCUCAAGACCCUGAUGGUGUUUUCCUUGUGUGUCCCGAUUUCGCUCGUUUUCACCACUCUGCUGCCUGGCCGCAGUAAUGCAGACAUGCUUUCGUGA